Molecule: messenger RNA, 5759 nt
Organism: Pezoporus occidentalis (night parrot)
Lineage: Eukaryota; Metazoa; Chordata; Aves; Psittaciformes; Psittacidae
Gene: ZNF438
Product: zinc finger protein 438
Exons: 5
Coding region: 1504-4089 (861 amino acids)
Biological process (GO): regulation of transcription by RNA polymerase II
Cellular component (GO): nucleus
Molecular function (GO): DNA-binding transcription factor activity, RNA polymerase II-specific; sequence-specific DNA binding
Source: RefSeq, a predicted model, not a curated record
CCUCGCUGCUGCUUCUGUAAAAGGACAAAUACGAUGUGCACUUCUAAGGCUCCUCAGGUUUUGGAAGGAACCCGAGAGCCAAAGGGUUUUCAUUUGUUCUGUGUCUGCAGAGAUGGAGCCAUAGGAAUAGUGAUUGUGCAUAACUGGUGCUGAGACCUGCUGGCCUGUGAAUUAGAACUUUUUAUAUUGAUAAUAAUGAAAUUAAGAACAUAUCCCAAGUUUUCAGUGAUCUGAUGUGGCUGGCUUUGGCAAAAUAAGAAAGGAAGUGUUUGAAAGCAGCCUGAGAGAGUUUUGGAAUGACUGUGGUAGUGCCUGCAGUGUGGUGGGUUUGAAACAAUGCGAGCAGUUGGCUGGUUUAUUUUGUCCAAAAGUCAUGCUUUAAUAAAAGCCUUACCUAGGUCUAUGACUGAACUAAAAUGGGUGUGAUGCAUCUUACCUUUUAUUGUCAGUCUUGCAUUUCAUUUCAUACUGUCUUGUGCUCAGUUCAUUUCUUUUCCCCAGGUUAAGGAUAUUUCAUUGAAGCUUUUUAAUGUGUGUUGAAGUCUCAGUCAACAGUUUAGCCCUUAAAUGCCAUGCAGUUUAGAAAUUAUUGUCUUGAAUUUGCUUGUACAGAUUUAUUUGAACCUGUAAUACGCCACUGAAAAGUAUUUUUCGUAUUAUUAUUCCAUAAUAAAAAGAGGAGGAUAGCAUAAGGUAAAUACACAUCUCCCUUGGGUCAUGGUAGUUUCUAUGUGCAGUUUUUUUGUUGUUUUUUUUUUUCACAGGGCCAUUUGACAACACAAAUAUUGAGCUGCCUUUUUUUUUUUUUCUUUGUCUAUCAUUUGUAUCUAACUACAAAUAUUGUAGUUAGUUACUUUUAGUACUAGUUUAAGUUAAUUUUUAAGUUAUUUUUAUGCAAAUACAUAUUUUUUUUCUGCUUCAGUAGCUAGAAUUGGAUUUUUUUCAAACUUAAAGUUUGUCAAAAACUUGAGUAUGUUUAAAAUACAUUUUUUGUGAUGCUCUGAUAUGAUGUUCUUAGUGUUUAAAAAAAUGUGCUUGGGUAAUGAUAACUGGAGGAUCGGAAGAAAACUAGCACUGUGGUAUGGUUCAGGUAUUUUUAACUUUGAGGCAGGCUGUUAAAGUAAUAGAUUGUGGGGUAACUGAAAUUUUGUAGUUAAAAUGUUUUUCAAGUAAUUCAUGAAGGAAAUACUAGUUUCCUAUGUAUCCUGAACUUCUCAUUUGGGAGAAUAUCAGAACUAGCAAUGGCAGUGACACCAUAUGGUGAGGUAUUUCUGACUUUCUCACAUGAAACUUCAGAUAUAUGUAGUGAAUGUCAUGUUCUUGGUGUACAGGUUCAGUGGUGCUGCAUGAGACGAAAGCAGUGUUCUUCAUCUGUGACUUGUGGUGUUUCAGGGAUUUUUAUGUGCAGAGGAAUUAAGAUGGAUGAAAUACUUUCUUUGCCAUAGCAGCAGCAGGAUGCCUAAGAAAGUCUAAGGCCAGGAUUGUUGGUUUAGAGAACGUAUCAUGGUUAAUGCCAAGAAGAGGUCAUGUGCUGAGGUGAGCUUUGAAGCUGGAUUUAUCCCAGCCCUGCUGAAAUAUCUCCAUCACAGGAAGUCACUGAAGAAGCUGGAAGAUAAACACAAAUCCCCUUCAGAUAUAAUACGAAGUUUUCAGAAGAAAAAUCAGUUUAGGACCAUUGCUCCAAAACUGGUACCAAAAAUUUUAACAUCUUCAGUGGUUUCUUGUCUUCAGUCAUCUUCGCCUGAUCAAAAGCCACCAAUUUCAGUUGCAGGUUCUAAACCACUGGUGGUACCAACUCAAAACUAUGCUCUUAUGCAGGUGCCUGGUCAUGAGGGAACUUUCUCCUUGUUGGCCUUGCCAUACGUUGCCCCUGGCCUAACACAGCAAGUCCAGCAGUCAAAUGUGGGCCCUUCUAAAAACCCAAAGCUGCCUAUCCCUAGGUACCAAUCUGUAAGAAAUAAAAUGCUGAGUGACAAAAAAAUGGCACAGAUGUCUGGUUUGGGUGCACAUAACAAGGUUCCUACCAAAGCAUCGAUCUCAUCACAGGCUUCCCUCGUGACUGCUUUAAGUGAAGACUGUCCUGAAACUCAUUCUAGUUCAGAUUCAACUGAGCAAGCAAUGCUAACAGACCGUGACUCAGCUGAAAUUACCGUUGACACAUUAGUAAAUAAAAGCAAUUGUGUGGAAUCUGGAUCUCUUUUAGAGAACAAACCUGAAAGUGCCAAUAGUAAUGUUUCUGGACCAUCUGUAGUUAAAGACUCUCUAUCCAAGCUGGCAAGUACAAUUAAUCCCAAGAAAACAAGUCUACGCUCUGUGAAGAGAGCAUCUGAAACCACAAGAGAGUCAUUCAUAACAUCUGAGAAACUAAAGGAAAAACCCACAAAUUCCGCAAAUUCUGUUGCUGUCCUGUCACCAGCAUUUUUUGGCAGUACAAUACAGAUGACUCCAUCAGCACCAAAAGGAAAACUUCCUAUUUUGCCUUACUCAAGGGUAAAAAAUUCAGUGUUCUGUAAAUCUAAGGAGAAUACUAAUGUUACAGAUGCAUCUGGUCCUUCACCAAGUUCUGAAUGUGAAAAGACACCAGCUUUGGCAAAAACCUUUCAUGUUCCUGCUAAAGCAUCUGAUAAGCGGUUAGCUGUGUCAUUUACACAAGUCCCCAAACAAACCAUUCGAGAACAUACCUUCUCUCCAUCCAAUAAAGUGGAUGUUGACAGUCUUAAAAAAAAGAACAGUGCAGCCUCUAAAAGAAGAGGCAGGAAAAGAAGAGCCCCAGAUGAUUUGUUGGCUUUUCAGACCAAGCGAAGGAAAUGCAUCAUUAAUAAGUUUAAAGAAGGAAGAGAGAGGGCGAAAGUUGAUCUUCAGCCACCCGAUGGCAAAAAAGCAGAGGCAGUGAAAAAAUACCGUAGUAUUAGACCAAAACCAGUGUUAGUUGUGCAGACUUUUGCACCUCUGACUUCUGCAGCAACAGUAGAGACACCAUCUCCUGACCGCUUAGACCAAGGAACUUUUUUAAAUAGAUCACUUCCCAAAAAACAUAUAAGUUAUAAGCAUAGUGAUGCUACAUCAGCUAAAUCAAGUGAUUUAAGUAGAAAUGCAUGUUCAGACGUACCUAAGCAGUUGCAUAAAUGUCAUGUUUGUAACCACAUCUUCCAGUUUAAACACCAUCUUCAGGACCAUAUGAACACCCACACAAACAAACGGCCCUACAGCUGUCGAAUUUGCCGCAAAGCGUAUAUUCAUUCUGGAAGCCUGAGUACGCAUAUGAAACUUCAUCACAAUGAAGGCAAACCCCAAAAGCUCGUGUGCUGUGAAUUCUGUGCUAAAGUUUUUGGCCAUGCAAAAGUGUAUUUUGGACACCUCAGAGAAGUCCACAGGGUUGUUAUCAGCACAGAGCCCUCUACUAGUGAGCAACAGCUGCAAGAUGCUUUGAAGAAGAGAGACACAAAUAUAAAAGAGGCGGAAGAAGCAACAGAGAGGGGAAAUAAAUGCAAUUUUGAGGACUUAUUCCAUAACCCAGGAGAAGUGAAAUUACAGGUCAGAUGUGGUCGAUGCCAGUUUAUUGCGCAGUCUUUUGGUGAAAUGAAGUUUCACUUACUGUGCUCUCAUGGACAAGAGAUCCAGGGAAGAGUAAAGGAAGGGGCUUUGCAAGGAAAUAGAGGAGUGAAGGGGGAACUGAUUAAACAUGCAACCCACUUCUGGAAACAGCACAAUGAGAGAAGACAUUUAGCAAAAUGCAGUGCCCAUGAGGAGGAUGUUUAUACUUUUCCAAAACUGAAAAGACAGAUCUACUUGCACCAUCAAAAUAAUGUUGAUGUAUCAUCUAAAAGUGAACUGACUCAGUCAGGAAGUGGUGAAGCAGCCAAGGAGAUGCAAAAUGUAGGUUUUGGUACACCUACCAGAAAAGCAGAAAUCUCUUCUAAAGUGAGCUAUAACUGCAUUUUAUGCAAACAGUUAUUUGGAAGAAAAGAGGAUCUUUGUAAUCAUUGGCAGAGUCAUCAUAACUGUGAAGACCCUUCCACUUUAUGGGCAAUUUUUAGUUUGUUAUCAAAACAAGGAAUUAUUGAACUUUCUAACAGUGGUGGAUACUGAAGCUCAAUUCUGCAAUGCUAAGGAAAACAUCAACUGCCUUACCGAACUGUUGACUGUUUCUUGAUGUGUUGCUAAACUAAUUCAAGAGAUGUAUCACUUGAGAGGUUUGUUUGGUGGGUUUGUUGGGAUUUUAACCUUUAUUUUGUUAAAUCAAAAAUGUAUUUAUCCAGGAUCAUUCCCGAUGGGUAACUGCAAGCCUUUUGUGAAGCACUGUACUUAAAAUUCUUGGUUAAGGAACUUAGCAGCAGCACAUACUAGGUACUAAUGGUUAACAUCAAGGAAAAAAUAUUUUCCAGUUAAAUUAUACUAUGCACACAGAAAUAAAUUAGUUUAUAUAAAGUAAUCUCAGUCUUGAAUGAAAUGACAAAUCAGACUGGAAGUGCAAUUUCUGUGCUUCCAGAUUUUAUGGUAAAUAUGUGAAUAUUUCCAUGCAAUUCUCUGGAUCAUUUGAAGGUGCCUACAUGCAGCCAGUAUUCAAGAGCUUUAUAAUCUAUAAUUUAAAAGCUUUUUAUUCAUGUGUUUUGAUUUUAGUAUCGUCAGCCAUGUUCAUUGCUUUCAGGUUUGUUAUUGACAAGUCUUUUAGGUGUUAUAUUCUGUCCUGGUAAUAGCAAAGAUCUCUUGGAUUUCACUUUAAAGUGAAAAAUCUACAUGUAUUUCUUUGCCUGUAGCUGUUUGGGUUGAAGAUAAGUUAGUUGUCACCUCUGAAGAGGAAACCCUCAAAGCUUGACUGCUUUAUGAAAAAAAUAAAAGUUUUAAAAAUAGUCGGCUGAGUUGGUUAGUCCUGGGAAGUUUCACAUUCUGCAAUAGACUGCAUGUUUCAUGGUGAACUUUCAGCAUAUUCCUUAUACCUUCUGUGACAGCAGCACUACUGUUGCCAACACUGUUAGCUCUCUGCGUUAGCACUCUUGGCAUGUAGCUUUUGUACCUGUGCAGUUGACCCAGUCUGUGCUUUAAAGGGAAAUUGUUCUUUCACUUCUGAGUCUAUAGUGCAGGUAAUGAGUUGGUUUUCACUUGUGUUGCCAGAUUUGCAACCAGAGGAACUGCAUGCAGCACCUUAACCUUCCAGUAUCAGGAGCCGAUAGCAGUUACCUUACCAGGAUGCAAAGCUGUAGCAGCCCACAGUGCAGGAAUAGUGCAUUCUGUGUCCCCCUGCUACUGAGCAGGCAUGGUAAAUGACCAUUUCAACACAUCUCCGGGAGGCAAGGCAGUUCAGGCUGUGAGGAAAUGGAGUUCUAGAGCUUUGAUGAGACAAUUAGUGAAGCCUUGAGUCUAGUUUUAAACUGGUAUUUAAACUGCUGUUAUUUAAAGCCUUAUGUACCUCUGAAUUAUUUUGGGCGCAACGGUGGAAACAGCAUAAGAAAUCACUAUGCCACUGUUCAACAUAAGUCAGAGGACAUCAGAGGGCAAAAUGAAAAAUACAGCAAUACUGUCAAGACAGUACUACUGUAGUCAUUUUUCCUCGUGGUCAAACUGUAAUUGAGGGAUUGCAAUGAUAAAAGAGCCAUCCCUAAAAUGUCCUGGUUCACCUCUCACUGUUUUGCGCAAAUCGUGGCGAUGAGAACAUGAGAAGAGAUCUUAGAAUGUUGGGAUUUCUGAGUGCGGUUCCAUAAGCUGUUGCAAUAGUUUGUGUAUGUGUUUUGUUUCUAAACAGUAAAGGCAAUUUUGAUGAG